AUGGAGAGUGGCUCAGGCUCUCCGCCACCCACAGUCGUUUCAUCCCCAAACAAGCGCCUCAAAACCCUGAUUUCCAGUUCGACGGGCAUCGAAGACAUCGGCGAGGCAGAAUCCGGAUCAGAAACCAAAGGGAAGCAACCUAUGCCGACGGAUGGCGGGGAUUCCUCUAUAUGCUGCGGAAUCUGCUGGUCCGACGGCGGGAAAGCAAUCAGAGGCUUCGUCGACAGCUGUGAUCACUACUUCUGCUUCGUUUGCAUCAUGGAGUGGGCGAAGAUCGAGUCUCGUUGCCCUAUGUGCAAGCGCAGGUUCACCGCCAUUCGCAGACCUUCCAAAGCUGGCGUUUUCCGUACCGAGCGCGUCGUUCCUGUCCCCGAGCGCAAUCAGUAUGGCGUCGUCGCGGGGGAUCGGCCUUUUGAUCCUUUUGCUCAUGUUGAAUGCGCUGUAUGCCAUGGUACACACGAGGAGAAUUUAUUACUGCUUUGCGAUCUUUGUGAUUCUGCGUCUCACACCUUCUGCGUAGGCCUCGGUGCCACUGUGCCAGAUGGGGAUUGGUUUUGCCAUGAUUGUUCUGUUUCUAGGACUGAACAUGAUAGCAUUCAACCAGAUAAUGAUGAUGAUGUUUGUGGCAGUAGAGAUUUGGAAGGAAAGCUAGAUGGCGAAUCUAGCGUUUUGAGGGACAAGCAGCCUACUGACGAGGACAAUGAUGCAGGUGAAACCUCUAGUGGGAGGGAGACAGAAGAAGCAAGUGUUUCUAUUCGUGAUCUAGUACACGAGCAAGAUUGGUGUAUGCCUAGUAGGUGGCGGAAGCGGAGAGUGCAAGAAGUUACUAGACCAGGUAAAAGAAGUGCCACCCAUACUGAGCUAGAUGAAAGUACGUUAGGAAACCGGAAUGUGGCAGAUAAUGCAGCUGCUGAAAAUGGGGCUAGAACGCUGACAGGAUGUCGUAAUGUGCACACUUACAUACGCUCAAUCCGUGAGAAUUGGGAUGGGUUGCGAAGUGGGUCCUUGAGAUUCCGUUCAAAUGAAUCGAUUAAUAGCAGUAGCAAUGCAGGACAAAGUUCAGCUGCUGUUUUGCCUGAGCAAAAUUGCUUGCCUACGUCGAAUGCCCAGCAACUUGGGGUUACGAACGAUUCUCCUGGCACUGCUAGUGCUAGUCAAGAAACACGAUCUGAUGACAUAGAUAAAGCUUGGAAAAUGAUGCUUCAGGCAAAAUCGGUACAAUUGGCAUGUCAAAGAGGCACGAAAAGUAUGCAGCAGGUAUCUAAAUGUCCUUCAGUCAGGGUGAGUACUUCAAAAGAAGCUGAUAAUAGAAGCUUGAGAUUGCAUUCCUCAAAAACCCACGAACUUGGGACUAAGGAGUGCCGAGGUGCCACUCCUGGAACACAUGAGCUUUAUUCCCGGGGAAAAACCGAGAAACAGGUACCCUCAAUCUGUACACAAAAGGCUCACUCCAAUAUGCAAAAGCAUGUAAAAGUAACCACGAAAGAUAGUGCGGGGCCUAGCUGCAGACUCUCAGUGGCAUCUUCCUCUGCUGGUUCAAAUGUUGUUCAUGAGAACAGACAUAAUGAGUUGUCCCGGAAACUAGUUGGAAGUGGUUCCAAGAGUCGCGUGGAUAAGAAGAAUGGAGCAUCCUGUUUGUCAACUGCAGUAUUACCAGGGUCUUUGCAAACCUCUGCAUUAACCCCCACAAAGGCAGGUGUCGUUAAUGGGAAUGUUGCAUCCCAUAAGGCUGUUGCUGUUGGUGACAGAGGGCAGGAUGAUGAGGCAAAAACAGAGAUCCAGUCACUUGUGAAGCUCAACUUAAAGCUUUUGAGCGGUGGCAAACAUUUAGGGGUAGAGAGAUUCAAGGAAGUAGCAAGGGUCUCCACGCAUACAAUUUUAGCAGCAUGUGGCUUGGAGCAUUCAAGAAGAGCCGUGCGUUCAAUCCCUAGCCCUGUGUGCAAGCACACUGAGGAGAUCGCAAAAUGUAGUAACGGUAUUGCUAUUUUGAUUCCAAGCUGUUGCAGAGAUUGCUUUCUCGGCUUUGUAAAGGAAGUUGUCGAGUUGAUUUUGUCGGAGAAAAGUGCAUGA
Molecule: messenger RNA, 2070 nt
Organism: Linum tenue
Lineage: Eukaryota; Viridiplantae; Streptophyta; Magnoliopsida; Malpighiales; Linaceae
Source: the annotation of a GenBank genome assembly